AUGCCUCCAAAAAUGAUAAGAAAGAAAGGGGUCACCAAGGGUAAAGGUAAGGUUCCUCAAGUUACCAAUGAACCUGAAAAUGCAUUUGAUUUGAUUGAUGACGAGUUCGAUCUAAGUUCUCUAAGACACAUGCGGUAUAAUUGGGAUAUCAAAGAGAAUGCUUAUUAUCUCUGUAUAGGCAACAAGAAAAUUUUCAACUUUGACGAUCCAACGGCUGUUGAAGAUAAUGUGGAUGCUCAUGAGAUGGAGGAGCAACACAUUGGUGGAAACAACGAAGAAGACAUUAAUAUGGCUGAUGGGGACUAUGCAGAAGAUAAUGCAUGGAUGAGGGCCACUGAUAAUCAAGAAAGGUGGACACAACAAAGUGAUGGUAGGUAUCACGAACAUGGAUCUAGUUCACAAGAUAAAAGGUAUGAAGAAGAAGUGAUUUGGAGAGAAAAUGUUCAAGCUAUUGAAGAUGCAAGAUACAAACAAGUUCAGGAGCAUAUAGCAUCACAAGAUGCUAACAUUGAUCUCUUCGAGUCAUCUGUUAAUGCAUAA
Messenger RNA from Vicia faba (fava bean), 540 nucleotides. The record is from the annotation of a GenBank genome assembly. Lineage: Eukaryota; Viridiplantae; Streptophyta; Magnoliopsida; Fabales; Fabaceae.